Messenger RNA from Nematocida parisii ERTm1, 717 nucleotides. RefSeq lists its product as uncharacterized. Gene Ontology annotation, molecular function: cysteine-type deubiquitinase activity. Bases 1 to 717 code for a protein of 238 amino acids. The transcript has a single exon. The record is from RefSeq and is a predicted model, not a curated record. NCBI's taxonomy places the organism in Eukaryota, Fungi, Microsporidia. Gene Ontology annotation, cellular component: nucleus; cytosol. Gene Ontology annotation, biological process: endoplasmic reticulum unfolded protein response; protein deubiquitination.
AUGAAAUUCAAGAUAAUAGGAGGCAGUAAGACAUUUGUGUUUAAAAUAGAAAGUGAUAAGACAGUGUCAGAUUUAUACGAUGGAGUAGAGGGUGUAUUAGGGGAUGAACGGUUUUUAUUUAAAGGAAUGUCAAAAGGCUUUGUUGAGCGGUCAGAGAAACUCAUUUCAGAAGAAUUCUCUAAUCUUGAGUGUAUAUACGCGGAAAAAUCGAAUGUGUUAAAGGGUCCUGUAGAAACAGCCACGAAUGAUUUAUACGAUAAAGAUUUGAAUUUUUCUAUUCUUGAAGUUCCGGGUGAUAAUUCUUGUCUCUUUCAUUCUCUGAGUGAUCUUUUGAAUGCGAAGAGUAGUGGAGAGCUUCGGAAAAUAGUUGCGAAUGAAAUUCUGAAAAAUCCGAAAGAGUUCUCUCCGUAUAUAGAGAAGGCACCAUUUGAGUACUCUAAUUGGAUACAGGAUCCUACAACAUGGGGAGGUGCGCCUGAAAUAACUAUUAUAUCAAAGAUAUAUAAGACAAAAGUGUGUGUUAUUCAAAGGGAUUUAGUGACGUAUGGGUUUGGGGAUGAGUUUAGGUCUGUUGUAUACCUUUCAUAUUCUGGAUCACAUUAUAAUGCAGUUAUUGCUAAGACUAAGAGUGGCAGUGUUACUUAUAAAUUCCCGUGUGGUGAUAAAUGGGCUGAAGAUAAAGCAAAAGAAGCUGUAAGGAAUUUCUUUGGUGUAUAA